Trifolium pratense (red clover) is the source of this 1294-nucleotide messenger RNA. Its product is annotated as WAT1-related protein At3g28050-like. The record is from RefSeq and is a predicted model, not a curated record. The transcript has 6 exons. NCBI's taxonomy places the organism in Eukaryota, Viridiplantae, Streptophyta, Magnoliopsida, Fabales, Fabaceae. Gene Ontology annotation, cellular component: plasma membrane. Gene Ontology annotation, molecular function: transmembrane transporter activity. Bases 101 to 1150 code for a protein of 349 amino acids.
UUAAAAUAAUGGUUAAAUUAUUAAAUGAUGAAACCAAAUUAUUAAAGUGAGAGUGAUUGAGGAGAAAGGAAUUGAAGGAAAAAAAGAGAGAUAGAGAGAAAUGGUGAUUGAAGGAGCAACAGUAACGGCAACAAUGGUUAUAGCUCAGUUUGUGGAAGUGGGUGGUGAUACUCUAAUGAAAUCAGCCACCAAAGAUGGAAUGAGUACUUUUAUUUUCAUCUUUUACUCAAAUCUUUUGGCUCUAUUUUUCCUUAUACCAACCACCCUCUUCCACCAUAGGAAAAGAGCUCCUCCUCCAAUUCCAACAUCAAUUUUCUGUAGAAUGUUUCUUCUUAGUUGCCUAAGCACUUCAGUGCAGAUUUUAAUGAAUGCUGGAAUUAGAUAUAGCUCUCCCACAUUGUCAUCUGCUAUGAUUGACCUUGUUCCUGCUUUUACCUUCAUACUUGCUGUGAUUUCCAGGAUGGAAAUUGUAAAUAUGAAAAGGCACAGCAGCCAGGCAAAAAUUAUUGGCACAUUGGUCUCCAUUGCAGGGGCAUUAACUGUAACAUUAUAUAAAGGGAUACCAUUGAUAAGUGAUUCCUUUCCAAAUAUAGAAAUGGGAGCAAGUGGAAAUUUCUUAUCAGUGAAAUCAGAUUGGAUACUUGGUGCUUUUCUUCUUGCAAUUGCUAGCUUUUGCCUUUCAGUUUUAUUUAUUAUCGAGACAUGGACUAUCAAGGAAUAUCCGGAAGAUCUACUAGUAACAACCAUUUGUUGUAGCAUGGUGGUAAUCCUAUCAGCAAUUGUAGCUUUUAUUAAAGAGGGAAAUUCAAAAGCUUGGAUAUUAAGACAUAAUAAAGAGUUUGUAGCUGUGUGUUUUUCGGCAAUAUUUUUGUUAUCCAUGAGGAGUGUUGUAUACAAAUGGGCAUUUCGUAAGAAAGGGCCAAUAUAUGUAGCUAUGUUCAAUCCUUUAAGAGUGGUCAUUGCACUUGGCAUGGGGGUAAUAUUUUUGGGAGACAAUCUUUAUCUUGGAAGCAUGAUUGGAGCUUCUAUAAUAGUGAUUGGAUUUUAUGCUGUGAUGUGGGCACAAGCUCAAGAGGAACAUAGACCAAGUGAAAAUAAUUUGUUUCCAUCUUCUACAGACCCUUUGUUGUCAAUCAAAAGCAUACCCUAGGUAGCUAGGUUCCAUCUUUAUUAUGUAUAGCCUCUUGAAAAUUUGUAAUUGUAAUUCAUGUUCCCAAUUACGGGGUUUAUUGUUUAUAGUAUUUGACUAUUUGGUGCAAUUUUUUUGAUAAAAAAAGAAAUUAAGAAAAAAAAA